Messenger RNA from Darwinula stevensoni, 2301 nucleotides. The record is from the annotation of a GenBank genome assembly. NCBI's taxonomy places the organism in Eukaryota, Metazoa, Arthropoda, Ostracoda, Podocopida, Darwinulidae.
AAUUUUGAUGUUUUUGGUAUCAUAUUACAGGGUGAAGUGGUAGAGUUGUAGGUGCAUGUAGGUAUAGGGUAGACUGAGGAAUGAUGGGAGACCGGAAGGGGAAAGAGGUGGAUGGUGAAGGAUCUGAUUGGGACAGUAUGUCUGAGACUGCUCAGCCUCCUCAAAGAGCCCAACCAGCAACAGUGGUAGAAGGUGAGGAUGGAGUUACUGUCACAAGAGAGGAACCAACUAAGUCAAAGACUUUUGGCUCUUCCUUUUUCAGUCGUCUCAAAGGUGGGAAGACAGUGACAGAGAAGGAUGAACAAAAACAGUCCAACCCCAAGGAGAGUUUCACUGACAUCUAUAGUUCCAAGUACAUGCAAAAUGUGACACUGUCUGGAAGUGAAAUUCAGAUUCCCCCUAAGAGUGUGAAGAUAGAAAUGGAGAAUCACGAUUCAGAACAUGAGCCCAAGCUUUCAAGUCCAUUUCCACCUGAAUGUGAAAAAGACCUAGACAAGAGUAUAGGUGUGAAUGAGCUGAACUGUUCAUUGUAUGAUGAUGAUGUUGAUGCCAGGGAUGAAUGGGAUGAGAGGGAGCGUCUGGUGAAAGACGUGGAUGUGCAUGACGCUAAUCCUGUGAAUGCUUGGCGCUUCACCUUAUCUCGUUUCUUCAUCUUCAUUACAACAUUCCCUAUGAUCUUCAUUCAGGGACUCCUCUAUUUCAUCCAGAUGCUGCUGUACCUGGUGAGCACAUUCACUGUGGGUGUGAUCAUUCAAGUGAAGCAGUAUUUGCUGCGCCCCCUCUUUUUGCACAUCCUCCUCCCCCUCUUGCUUUUUGGAGGACUCAUCUUGGAUCGUCUCUAUUCUGCCUCCACUCCCGCCAUGGAGUUUAUCUCCUUUCUCUGCGACAACAUUGCCCGUAUCUUAAGAGCAUUCCGGUUGGUUGAGAUCCACAUCCAUCGACACAGUCCCAUUACCACACCUUUGGCUUCAACAGCCAACCCAUAGGCCUACUCCUCAACUUCAACUACCAAUUGAUGGCCCUGACCCAUGUCUUUGGCAUCUCACCAAUCACCUCCCCUCAACUUCAAAUAUUAAACUCUGGCCCUCCUCCUAUCAUUCUAUUUGUGUGUUGUUGUCAAUGUAACAUUUUGGUGUAAAAUGUAUCCUUAACUCUUGCCAUUUGCUAUCAUGUGGCUUGUGAGACUCUGCUCUCUAGUUAGGUACAGAGAUAAGCAUUCCUGUAGAACUUAUUGUAAGAGAAGUAUUCUCUGUUGACAAUAUAUUUCUUCACAUACAAAAGGUCCAUGGUACCAUAUUCAAGUGAGUACCUGCUGGUGAGCAUAUUCAGGCUGAUCUCCAAAUCUGUGCACCUAAAACCCUUUUCCUUUAAACUGUCUGUAUGGACAAUAUUUGUGACACUACCAGGCAGUUCCUACUAGAAGGUCUUUUGAGCAUUCAUUAUUUCAUGGUAAUGUACCAUGCAUAUCAUGUACACAUCAGGUUAUGUCUUCAAUGGGAUGUAUCAGUUUUUUUUCCCCUUGGCACUCACUCACCUUUGCUCAGGGCUUAACCAUUUCAACAAAUUUUAAAGUUGGCAUAUGGGAAGUGAGGUUUAUUUUGAUUCUUUUCACUUCAUUCUCAUUGUUGGACUGUUUAUAAUGGAAUGUUGCUAGUCGCUCUUUUUACAAGUCUAGUCAUAAUUUUGCCAAUUUAAGUCAGUGUAUGCAUUUGAUGUGUGCCUCUAUGCUUUUUGGCAUGUCGGUCUGAAUUCUGGGGCAUGUUUGCCUUUCUCCAAGUACUCCAUUCCCAUUUAUUAAUUGUAUAUAAAUUUGUUGUGAUGGAGAGUAAAAUGUCUGAGUGUCUUAGUAGUCAGUCUGUCUCCUUGUGGGUGUAUUGUGUGCAUUGAGGACAUGGUCUCAUUUCACAUACCUCUCUUUCUCCGCACAAUUUGGAUUCUUAAAUUUCUUCUGCCUCCUUCCAUAUCCAAUAUAGAUAAAACCAUCUGAGCACCUAAGUUCGGACAUUAUAACAUGCCAUUUUAUUAAGCUAAGUAUUCAUGAGGUCAUUCUCAAAAUACUUCUAAGCAGUGAAGAACUGUUUCCAAGGGUGACCUCACAAAUGCUUAGUUUUGUGGCAAUAUGUCUGAACUUAGAUUAGAUGGCUUUUCCAUACUAUACUUCUUUGCCUUCAUCUGUGAUCCAGUCCUUUGAUUUCCAUCUGUGAUCUUGCAAUGCAAUGCUGAUAUUGUGUCUUCUGAUGCAUUCUAUGUUGUGUUUCCCACUUCAUCUAUGCAUAUCUGUUCAUUUUGUCUUCAUGCCGU